Messenger RNA from Dovyalis caffra, 1725 nucleotides. Lineage: Eukaryota; Viridiplantae; Streptophyta; Magnoliopsida; Malpighiales; Salicaceae. The record is from the annotation of a GenBank genome assembly.
AUGCACAAUACUAUUCGGGGAAAAAAAAAUGGCAAAACCCUGUACCUCCCCCUGCUUUUCUUCUUCUUCUUCUUCUUCUUCACUCUCCACCAUCACUACCUCCGCUCUGCUUCCGCCGCCUAUACAAUUGGUGUUAACUACGGAACCGUAGCAGACAACCUCCCUCCACCAUCCCAAGUAGCCAACUUCCUUAAAACCCAAACCAUCAUAGACCGGAUCAAGAUCUUUGACACCAACCCAGACAUUCUCCGCGCUUUUGCCAACACUGGAAUCUCAGUAACUGUAACCGUCGGAAACGGCGACAUCCCUUCUCUUGCCAAACUCCCGGCUGCCCAAUCAUGGAUUGCCGCAAACAUUUUACCAUUCCAUCCACAAACAACCAUCAAAUACAUUGCAGUAGGGAACGAGGUCCUUGCUACUUCUGAUAAAAUUCUAAUAGCACACACUUUGCCUGCUUUGAAAGCCCUCACGUCAGCACUUCAACUUGCUAAUAUCACUACUAUUCACGUCUCCACGCCUCACUCUUUAGGUAUAUUAUCCUCAUCUGAACCACCUAGUACAGGUAAGUUUCGGAAAGGGUACGACCAAAGAAUUUUUGCUCCGAUGCUCGAUUUUCACCGCAAGGCAAAGUCGCCUUUCAUGGUUAAUCCAUACCCCUAUUUUGGGUUCAAGGCAGAGACUUUAAACUACGCGUUGUUUAAACCGAACAGCGGCGUUUUCGACGCGGCGACGGGAAAGAAUUACACGAACAUGCUUGAUGCGCAGCUUGAUGCAGUUUAUUCGGCGAUGAAGAGGUUGGGAUAUGACGAUGUGGACAUUGUAGUGGCUGAAACGGGUUGGCCGUCCGUGGGUGACCCGAAUCAACCGGGUGUGAGCAUGGAGAAUGCGGUGUCGUACAACAAGAACCUCGUGAAACACGUGAAUUCAGGGAAAGGAACACCUUUGAUGCCUAAUAGAACUUUCGAGACUUAUAUUUUCUCUUUGUUUAAUGAGAAUCUUAAAUCGUCCGUUUCGGAGCGGAAUUUUGGUUUGUUCAAGCCAGAUCUUACCCCGGUUUAUGAUGUCGGAGUUUUACGCACCGACAAGGUGAUUUCUAAGUCCAUGAUUCCUACAGUCCCACUUACUAGACUAGCAUUAAGUAAAACUAUGGUGCCUGUCACUAAUGUUGAUUUUUCAAAGCUAAGGUCUGACACUUCCAGCUUUUAUGUUGGGAUGAGGAGUGAGGACAAAUGUCUUGUUACUCAUUCGUUUCCAUUCUUUUCUGCAUCACAGGCACUGGCUCCUACAGCUGGUAGUGGUGCUACAGCUACAGCGCGUGCCCCAUCGCCGUCCAGUCCGGGCAGGCAAAGGCAAUGGUGCGUGCCGAGAUCAGACGCUAGUGAUGAGGCGUUACAGAAGAACAUAGAUUAUGUGUGCAGCAGUGGAGUCGAUUGCAAACCCAUACAACAAGGUGGGCCUUGUUUUGACCCUAAUACUGUGAGAUCACAUGCAUCAUAUGCAAUGAAUGCCUACUAUCAGGCCUUUGGUCGUCAUGACAUCAACUGUGAUUUCAGCCACACUGGAGUGCUCACCUCAACCGAUCCUAGUAAGUGUUUUUUUCUUUUUUUCCCCUCUUUUUUCUUUUGCCCCACCUCGUUACGAGGCUUGCGAUUAUCCUUUCGACGGGCUAAAGGUGCAGCAAAAGUCGGUGGCAGGAAUAUCGAGGAGAUUUUAUUGCACCGAUAA